AUGAUCCCACCAGGAGACUGUCUAUAUGCUGGGAGGAAAAGACGGAAACCCAUUCAAAAACAGAGGCCUGCGCUUGGAAAUGGGAAGUCCAAUCCUUCCAAGAGACACAGAGACCGCUUGAAUGCCGAGUUAGAUCACCUGGCCAGCCUCCUGCCUUUCUCACCGGACAUAAUUUCGAAACUGGACAAGCUGUCUGUUUUGCGUCUUAGCGUCAGUUACCUUAGAGUCAAAAGCUUCUUUCAAGCUGUUCAAGAGAAACACUUGUCAAAGCAAGCAAGUCAUGGAAUAAAAGAAGCAUGCCUUCCCAAGGAUCCUGCUGUACUUGGUGAACAUGGGCUCUUACUUGAGUCACUAAAUGGUUUUGCAUUGGUGGUAAGUUCUGAUGGAAUGGUAUUCUAUGCAUCCCCGACAAUUGUGGAUUAUCUAGGAUUUCAUCAGACAGAUGUCAUGCAUCAAAACAUAUAUGAUUAUAUUCAUGUGGAUGACCGGCAAGAUUUCCAUAGACAACUGCACUGGGCUAUGAAUCCGCCGCAACUGCUGUCUGGACAAAACACACAGACAGAGGCGGGAGAAGAAUUCAUUCUUAAUAAAAUGUUUGAAGCACAGGAGAAUGGCAGGAUGUCAACAGACUUUUCGCCCUUUUUAACUCGUUGUUUUACUUGUCGGAUCCGCUGCCUUUUAGAUAGUACUUCUGGCUUCCUUACGAUGCAAUUUCAAGGCAAACUAAAAUUUCUCUUUGGUCAAAGAAAGAAAUCAUCCUCAGGAGCAGUAUUGCCUCCUCAGCUGUCCUUAUUCUGCAUAGUUGUACCAGUUCUGCUGCCUUCUGCAACUGAUACGAGGUUAAAAAGCCUUCUUGUGAAAGCAAAAUGCAGGUCUGACCAUACAGCCCCAAUAUAUACAAAUUCAAAGGCUAUUUCAGGACAGUAUGUGGCUGAUUUCCAUGGAAGAAACUAUUUCCUAGAAGGAAAGAAUAAUAAAGAAAUUAUGACAUGGCAAGCAAAUGAAGAUCACUGGGUUUGGAUACAAGCAAAUGCACAAGUUUGUUGUAGAAAUGGUUCUUCAGAAUAUGUCGCUACUCUACAGCAAAGCCCCAAGGAAGGAGACAAUCACCAGAAGAUACCAAACAGCACAGCGAGCUUGAAACGGAACAGGGAUGGGCUAGAACCAAUGAAGCAUCAUAGAUGGACCUCAAUGAAAAAAGAGCAGGAUUGCAGAAAAGUCAAAUUUGAGCUUCACAAAGAUAAUGACGUUGAAUGUUUAAGUCCGCAAGAGAUUGUCAGUUCCAGUGGGCCACUAUUUGGUCUUCAACACUGUAACAAUGUAAAUGGCAUGUGGACUUCAAGGAAUCCACCAAGUUCUUGUAACAGAGGCCAGCAGAAUGAGAGCAUGUGCUCAAACAAAACUCUGCGACCAUUCUACAACAGAGACCAGCGGCUCUUCAGUUUAUCUGCCACCUGUUCGUCGCACUGGGGUGGCAUAGAAAAUUGCCAAACGCACCCAAACUUGCAGCAAUACACAGCGGACAGCUAUUCAGCAGAAUACGCAAAACUCCAGUGUCCACUGAUAUCUUCAGAAGCCCCGUACCACACUCAGAACACGCUGAUCAAAACGGAAUAUGAUUCGGAUUCUGAAAAUGUAGUGAAUAGUUAUGCCAUUUCACCAAGUCGAGUCUGGCUAGAUGAAAAGAGCACGGUGAAGAAGCUGCCAAGUCAUUUUCCUGCCGGGGUCCAUCUCAAAGCAGAAAUGGAUUUCAGUGAGCAGCCACCUCCUUGCCAAAGUCCAAAGCGUUGCGUUUACUCGCCAUAUAAUUGGCAACGCAUUGUGAUGCAUCACACCAAUAACAGCAGUAGAAAUGGAUCUGGCAAAGGGGGGCAUUACAGGGCGAUAUCUCCGUUGGGCCCGCAGAACUCUGUCUGUGUAGAAACUCUAGAGGGUAUGCAAGGGACAUAUUGCUGUAAUCCAUUUUAUAAUACUAGUUUUGUAGAAGAGAGAGAGCUAAAUACCCAGGUCCUAAAGACACACUCUGUGUGUCCCAGCUUUAUUCAAACAAUCAAACAUGAGCCUUUAGAUUCUCCACCUAUAUCUGACCGUGGUCAGAAUGGAGUACAAGCUACUUUCCAUGAAAAUGCAUUAGCAGGUUCUCAACCUCAUAAAAUACUGGGAUGUACAUUUUCACAGCAAACUGUGUAGUGUGUUAGAAAGCUUCCAUGUGUUGCUCACAGCAUCA
This is a messenger RNA of Eublepharis macularius, 2227 nucleotides long. It is a transcript of the gene AHRR, whose product is annotated as aryl hydrocarbon receptor repressor. Gene Ontology annotation, molecular function: transcription cis-regulatory region binding; nuclear receptor activity; protein dimerization activity. Gene Ontology annotation, biological process: regulation of transcription by RNA polymerase II. Gene Ontology annotation, cellular component: nucleus; aryl hydrocarbon receptor complex. The transcript has 10 exons. NCBI's taxonomy places the organism in Eukaryota, Metazoa, Chordata, Lepidosauria, Squamata, Eublepharidae. The record is from RefSeq and is a predicted model, not a curated record. The coding region runs from base 1 to 2190 and encodes 729 amino acids.